This is a messenger RNA of Recurvomyces mirabilis, 741 nucleotides long. RefSeq lists its product as uncharacterized. The transcript is spliced from 2 exons. The record is from RefSeq and is a predicted model, not a curated record. The coding region runs from base 1 to 741 and encodes 246 amino acids. NCBI's taxonomy places the organism in Eukaryota, Fungi, Ascomycota, Dothideomycetes, Mycosphaerellales, Teratosphaeriaceae.
AUGGACCACCGAACCCGCGCGAGCAACUAUGCCACCCAGCUCGCAGAGGCGACAAGCCGUAUUGUAGAGCUGGAAGGCCACCUGGCAGACUGCCUGGCCGAGCUCGAGAGCCACCCUGUACCAAAUACGUCGACCGCACUCCCUCCUCAAAACAUUGCCAUCCCAACUCCCACCCCGGACCCUAGCAUCAAGAUCGAGAACGACACAGCUGUUUCCCACGGCAAAGAAAUAGACAAUACCACACUCCUGGCAGAGAACGCGAGCCUAACGAAUGAUCUGAGGACGUACACGACUUUCCUCAAUACCCUCGAGGAAGAAACAGGUGUAGCCGCCGAGGAAUUCGUGCGGAACUUUGCUGCACUGACCAGCCAGAUCGAUAGUGCAAAGGGUAUUGAGGCUGCUCAGGGCCAGCAGAUCCGUACAUUGAGGUCUAAGGUGAAGAAACAAGCUGAGGAGAUUGAGAAGGUGGGGAAAGAGCGCGAUCAGGCCGUUAAGGAGGCGAGGAAGUGUAGGACUGAUGUCAGGAGGUGGGCUGAGACAGGGAUGAAGGCCGCGCGGAUCAAAGAUAUCAAAGGCUCAUCGGCGACCGGUGGGACGUUGGGUUCUGCUACGGUGUCGGCAGCGAGUUCGCCAAUGGCUGAAACGCCACGAACAACAAGUCUUGGUGCAAAGAGGAGACUUGUCGCCACGUUCAGGGCCAAGGAUUAUGACGAUGAGGAGGAAGGUGUGCCGCUUAAGUAG